AAUACAUAUACUUAGGAGCAUGAACGUGCGAGGAACCUGUGGUUAUCCUUCAGAUUCGUGUUAUUAUUGUUAUAUCCGUGGCUUCCGGUGAUAUUAGAGGGGGUUGACGUGCUUACAAACUCUUGAAACUCAGACCAGGUUUGGUGAAAAUACAAUAUUGGCAUACGCUCUGACCGUGUGUUGCACCAGGGCUCUAUAGCGCCCCCUAAGGCGAAACGUGGAUGGAGCAAGCCAAGAUUAAGUUCCACCUUAAUUCACGAAAGUUGGUGGGAACAACUUGUAGUAGCCCGACUAACAAAAAAGUUAAUUGGGACCACGGCCUCAACUGAACAGGAAGUCGGCCAUUUUGAAUUUGGCGUCCAUCUUGGCGAUUUGCACGCUUCUGCACUGCCCGACUUGCUAUUAAAAUUGUCUAUUUAUUUGUGUGACAACAUGAACUUGAAGAUACAACUGGGCUAGAUUUAGUUGUUGUUAGAGCCUGAGGAAAGUUCUGUUCUUCCACCAAAGAUUUCUACUGGAGCCACUGCGCAUAAAGGCCACUGGGCGUCGCUGUUUUCUCGAAUGUCACGUGUGAGGGAGGAUUGACACAGUUCGAGCAGCAGGGAAUAAAGUGCAACGGCAAGAGAUUCGACGCUGUCGCAGUAAAAGUUUGAGCCGUGGAUUUGUCUCAUUUACCUGCGCACAUUCACCACCAACAACUUUCCUGUUGUGUCCUCUCUCUUCUGUCAGCAGCAGACAGGUAAGAUGAAGAUCCAGCUGUGCUGACCUACAGCAGCUCAUCGAGUCACUACACUGGAGCGUGGGAGUCUGCAGCUGCAGCCUGGAUGUGAGUGAGUGAGUUGGAAAAUCAAAAACCUCACUGUGCGAUGUGUGGACCUUUUCUCCCCCUGCGUCGCCGUCACCGUCUGCUGCUUCUGCUGCUGUGGAUCAUAGGAGCAGCCGUUUUCACGACUCAUGGUGAAGUUACCGCUCCUGCCAGCCUGGACGCAGAAGCCGGUCGCCCUCUCGUGCUUGGCUGCAACAUCACCAUGGCACCAGGUGACGUUGUCUUGCAAGUCCGCUGGCAGUACAGGAACACGCUUCUGCUGGCGUACCAGCCAGGAAAGCCACUCCGCAUUACCCACCACAACCAAAGUGUGCAGUUCACCGAGCCCCGCGACAACGCCAGCUACAUCACCAUCAAGAGGGUGCUGCCUGAUGAUGACGGGGGCUGCUUCCGCUGCAUAUUUGAUGUUUACCCCUCAGGCGCACAACAAGGACAGACAUGCAUCAGAGUCACCAGCAGUGUGUGGCCGACAGUCAACAAGACGGCCAUAAGCGGGAAACCUGUCACAUUCUCCUGCCAGUACAGUGUCCCGGAGAGGGUGGAACAGGUGAUGUGGAGGAAGACGGCGGAGCAGGGCGACACCACCACCAUGGCCUCCUACAACAAAAGGGACUACUAUAAGAUUGAGGAGCAGUUCGAGGGUCGUGUCAGUCUGAGUAAAACUCUGGGCGAGACCAAACUGACCAUCCAGUCAGUGAGGACAGAGGACGAGGCCUGCUACACAUGUGAGUUCCACGUGUACCCAGAUGGGAGCAAAAGAGCCAACACCUGCCUCUCUGUCUACGUUUUACCCAAACCAGAGGUGAACCACAUGACCUCCUCUCCAGGAGUCACCGAGGCCAACUGCACCGCCCAGUCCCGCCCCGCAGCGGACAUCACGUGGAACCUUGCCAGCGACAACCGGACAAUAGGACCACCCAUAUCAUCUGCAUAUGAUCAGGGAGACGGCACAACGAUAGUGACAAGCUCGAUUUUGUUCCACUCUGAGCUGCUCAAUGAUGCAGUCAAGUGCAUUGUGCACCACCAGGGUUUGGAGAAUCCUCUGACGGUGUUCGUCACGACAAAUGUGCCUACAGCCAUGGUUAUCCUCCUCUCCGUGUGCGGUGUGGCGGCGGUGCUCCUCCUCUGUCUAUGCGUGUGUUUGUGCAAGCACUUCGUCUGCACCGACGACUGAUUUGGAUCCCGUCGCCACCACCACCGCCGCCGCUUUGAUGAGUGUCCAGCUGAGUUCUGGGCCUGACCUCGCUGCACACAGCAAUGUGCCGUCCAGCUCAGUGUGCACAGGAUGGGAACAGAGCUCUGACCGUGUCGAGCCAACACUGCUGCCUCUGCUGCCAUGUGCAGGGUCGACGCUGCUAGAGCAGACAUACAUUCACUACAGUGUCAACAGAACUAAAAUCACCUUAUUAAAUGUUAACAGUAGAAAAACUGCCAAUUUCAUUGAGGACAUUUGUGAGUUAAUAUUCCCUCAAUAUAUCAUAACCACAAUGUUGGUCUCUAACCUUAAACACCACUGUUGCUGUCCAUGUGCUGUAUAUGUGAGUGUGUGUGUGUGUGUGAGUGUGAUCAGGUUAACUCUCAAGCACUCAACGGUGUGAUAUAUAAACAUUUAUUGCUUGCUUUAAAGUUGGUUAAGACCACUGAACUCAUACUGAUAACACGGCGACAGAAGACAUUUCAGCAAAUUAAGAAAAGGCUCAGCUCACAAACUCUACACCUGCUCAAUUCUACAAUAUCUUAAGAAUAUGUUUGUUGAAACUGAAGUUUGUAAACUGCUUUUUAUUCUGCACCAAAUACCAUAGAGAAAACCAAUGUUUUUCAGCUCAGAGGAAAUGGGAGCUGCUGAUCUAGUGUAGUGUUUGGGUCACUUAGGUAAAUAUUUAUCUAAGAAUAUCACUGAAAUCACACAAAAAAAACACAUUUGAAAUGACUGAUGGGGGCCGCAGUGGACUAACAUCUCUUGUUUUUUUUCUCAAUGGGUUUUGGUGUGGAAGAGGAAGACGUCAAACAUCAGUUUCCAGCUGGAAAAAGUUGUCUAAAAGUGGUAAAAGUGGCAGUAUUCUCAAGUUAUAUAGUUUAUUCAAUGUGCCUUAUGUUAAGAUACUGACAUCUGUUGUUCCUUGUGUCACUGCUGGCAGCCACAUUACACGAUCCAGCACCAUGUCACACUGAUACUAGUAAAUCAUAAGUAGAUUAACCUUUUGUACACUGAGCCCGCUUUCUAUGAAAGUUUUAAAAUAAUACUUCAAAUUUAGCUGGUUACCCACCUAGUCCUGGACAUUUGACUCAUCUAAUAACAUCUUUUUAGUCAAACCUUGACUCUGUGAUUUACACUGUAAAUGAUUUGGUCCUGGAGAAUCUUGGAUAGAUUCAUUAUCCUGUAAAUUGUUAUGAAUUUAUUGAAGAUUGUUGCUAAUCUCUGUUAAGUGCGCGUGCGUACACUGGUCUUGAGUUGUCUCGCCCUGCUUCGGCGCCUCAAAGUCUCAUCUUGGUCUCUGUGCGCUGUGGUUUCCAUUAGUGUGGUCUUCACUAUAAUAUCAUUCAGUGUGGGUUCGCGUGGCCGAGGUGUGUCCACGGAAACAGGUGUCAGUAAUACUAUUGUACGUCCACAGUUCAGACGGUAAACAAGCUGCUGCCUCAGACCAUGUGUGUGUAUAUUUAUAUAUAUAUAUAUAUAUAUACACAUUUGUGUGUAUAUAUAUAGACAUAUAUGUGUAAAUAUAUAUAUAUCUGUGUCUAUAUAUAUAUAUAUAUAUAUAUAUAUAUAUAUACACAUACAUAUGUCACUUGCACUUUUAAAGUAAGUGUGAAGCAGUGGUGUUGCAGAAAUGUUUAUUUGGUGUAAAUAGUGGUUCAGAGACACCACAGGGAGCAACUGAUUAGUUCCCAGACUAAAAAUAUUUUUUCCUGAGCUGAAAAGAUGCAGCAGUUGUUUUGUGUCUCACAGAAUGAGAGGUUUAUUGUUCACAGCCGCCGUGCUGUGUGGGGGUGAACGCGACCACCCAAACUGAUCCCAUGAUGAAUGAUGAGUGCAUGUGUGUGUGAGACGGUGUCUUAAGUGUGUGUGUUUUGUAUCAUUGCACUCUUACAGUAAUUCAGAGUUCUAUUUGCAGUGAAUAGCACCACAUGGCUGUCGUGGGCUGCAGCUAAUUUAGUAGAAAAUGUCAUUUAUAACACAUUAACAUCUACUGUCGCUGAAGUCUUUACUCUGUCUGUAUAUAAAGAUGAUGCAAACGUGCUCUACUGCUGCAAAAACGUUUCUUUUUCGUGUUAUUAUUAUUAUAAUACUUCUGUUUUUUUGUUGUUGUCCUGUUUUGUUUCGGAGCAGUAUUCAUUGUUUCCAGGGCUGAUGGAUCAGCACCAGCUGGAGCAAAUAAAACAACAAGACUUUA
This is a messenger RNA of Solea solea (common sole), 4218 nucleotides long. RefSeq lists its product as uncharacterized. The transcript is spliced from 9 exons. The record is from RefSeq and is a predicted model, not a curated record. NCBI's taxonomy places the organism in Eukaryota, Metazoa, Chordata, Actinopteri, Pleuronectiformes, Soleidae. Gene Ontology annotation, molecular function: cell-cell adhesion mediator activity. Bases 867 to 2000 code for a protein of 377 amino acids.